Molecule: messenger RNA, 2274 nt
Organism: Debaryomyces hansenii CBS767
Lineage: Eukaryota; Fungi; Ascomycota; Pichiomycetes; Serinales; Debaryomycetaceae
Gene: GYP7
Product: Gyp7p
Exons: 1
Coding region: 1-2274 (757 amino acids)
Biological process (GO): activation of GTPase activity
Molecular function (GO): GTPase activator activity
Source: RefSeq, a predicted model, not a curated record
AUGCCAGUUGAUAAGCAAGCGAAAAGGAAAAAAAGUAUAUCAAGCAAUGAAGUUGAAUUGCUUUAUACUAAAUCUAAAACGUACCUUCACCCCACAACCUCUAAGAAGGAUAAUAUACCUGGGUACUUGUCAUUAAGUAGAGGUGCUAAUGCAGCUAAUAGAGAUAUUAUAAUCUCAUUUAUGUCUGAGAAGCAAUUAUCAAGCGAAGAAUUGAAAGCAUAUGAAAAUGUUGAUAUUGCUGAUUUGCAAGAUGAUUUGGAGGCAUUGAAACUUGGUGGUACAAAUAGUAGAUCAUCCGGUAAACGAAAUUUGAAUAUUGUUUCGAAACCACCAACAUCAAGUGCUUUUGGGUUUUGUUUCAGUAUUCCGAUAUCAUUUGUCUAUUCAAUUCAAGUUCGGAAACCGUCAGUAGGAUGGUGGUUCGGAUCAAUAAUAAUUAACACCCAGGACGGAGAAAAGUUACCCAUUGUGUUUUUUCAUGAUGAUGAAUCUCCGUCGACUUUGAAGAACCAAAAGGUUAGAAAUCAAAGAUUUGAUCCGUUCGGUGAUAAUGGUGAAAUGUAUUGGGGAGGACUGGAUUUUAUGAAUGCAUUAGGAAAGUUUGCAGACGUUCAAAAGUCAAGUGUAGAACCGUCUGUGUACUUAAUUAAUCCUGAAUCUAAUGAUUUAAGGAAUUUUGCUCCAUUUAAGGAACCCAAAACAGCUAAGACGGAAACUAACCAAGAGCCAUUUAAAUUACCUGAUGUCAACAAGUUUUUUGCAAAUGCUAAAUGGAAGGUCUUGGAAACCGUUGCUACUUUCUCAGCAAAAACUCGAAAUCAAGUCCUUGAUCUUGUUGAUGAAAAUGCCCCCAUGCCAAUUAAGCAGAUUAUAAAUAAGCCUGAAGUGCAAAAAAUUGGAAACGAAUUUGAUAGCGCUAGAGUUUAUUUAGCAAAAUGGGCUGCUCAAGUUAAAGAAGAAGCAGAAGAGGCACACAGGAAAUAUCAGUUAGAUGACGAAAUAUAUAACAAAAUUAAUAAAGAGUUGGGUGUGGGAUCAAACACAGAAAUCUUGACCGACGAAGAAGUGAGUAAGACAUCUAGAAGAAAGCCUAUUAGCAAAGUUGAAUGGGAAGGUUUGUUUGAUUUUUCAGGCAGAUUGAUUAUUUCCAUAGAUGAAAUUAAAGAUAGGAUCUUUCAUGGGGGGUUAGAAGAUUGCAUAAGAGGGGAGGCGUGGUUAUUUUUACUCAACGUUUACCCAUGGGAUUCUUCAGCUGAGGAAAGAAAAACCCUACGCAAUAGUUUUCAAACAGCUUAUGAAGAAAUAAAGUUAAAAUGGGUUAACGAUGAUGAUAAAAGAAGCGUAGAUUUUUGGAAAGAUCAGAAACACAGGAUUGAAAAAGACAUUAAUCGUACUGACCGUAACUUAUCAAUUUUCCAAAACAAAAAGAAGAUUUCUAUUUCCGGUGUGGGAAGUGAUAGAUUACCAACGACCAGGGAAUCAUCUCCAGAAACUCCAGAUGAAGCUGAUGAUGACGAAUUCGACGUUUCGAAUAUCACAAAUCCUCACUUGUUUAAAAUGAGGGAAAUCUUAUUGACUUACAAUGAACAUAAUGUUAAUUUGGGAUAUGUUCAGGGAAUGACAGAUUUAUUGUCUCCACUAUAUGUCACAUUUCAAGACGAAUCCUUAACGUUCUGGGCAUUUGUGAACUUUAUGGAUCGUAUGGAAAGAAACUUCCUUCGUGAUCAAUCUGGAAUGAAAAAUCAAAUGCUAACUUUGAAUGAAUUAGUUCAAUUCAUGUUACCAGAUUUGUUUAAGCACUUGGAGAAGUGUGAAUCUACAGAUCUAUAUUUCUUCUUCCGCAUGCUAUUAGUCUGGUUCAAACGCGAAUUCGAGUGGUCCAGUGUGCUCUCCCUAUGGGAAAUCUUAUGGACUGAUUAUUACUCCGGUCAAUUCCACUUAUUCUUCGCUUUGGCAGUAUUAAGCGAUAAUGAACGUAUUAUAAGACAAAAUUUAAGCAGAUUCGACGAGGUCCUCAAGUACAUGAACGACCUUUCUAUGAAUAUGAACUUGAAUCAUUUGUUAAUACGUGCAGAAUUGCUAUUCUUGAGGUUCAGAAGAAUGAUCGAUAUAAUCGACAGGGAAAAUUCCUUGAAAAAGUUGAAUAACCCUGGAGUAUAUGAUGAUGCUAAUAAUUCAUUAAUCAAAAUUAGCCCUGCAUUGAGAGAAUUAUUAUCGAAGAAGCCUGUGAUACAGAAAGAAACUGAAAGACCUGAAGGUGUAGGUGGUGGUUAA